Nicotiana tabacum (common tobacco) is the source of this 1095-nucleotide messenger RNA. Its product is annotated as transcription factor bHLH162-like. Gene Ontology annotation, cellular component: RNA polymerase II transcription regulator complex. The record is from RefSeq and is a predicted model, not a curated record. Gene Ontology annotation, biological process: regulation of transcription by RNA polymerase II. Gene Ontology annotation, molecular function: protein dimerization activity; DNA-binding transcription factor activity, RNA polymerase II-specific; RNA polymerase II transcription regulatory region sequence-specific DNA binding. Lineage: Eukaryota; Viridiplantae; Streptophyta; Magnoliopsida; Solanales; Solanaceae.
CCAGAAUCCAAAUCUUCACAUGAACAUAUAAUUUUUUAGCAGCUCUUUACCUCAAUAGUAACUCAAUGGUUUGCUUCCAGGGACAAUGAUUGUGCUCUUCUUUUUUUCAUUUUCCUAUCUCGAGAAUUAUUAAGGUUGGUUUUAAGAAAGGCAGUCAUCAAGAAUUUAAUGGAAACUACAAGUCCGUCCAAAGUUUCUUCAGAAAAGCCUGAUCGGAAAACGGUGGAGAGGAACAGAAGAAUUCAUAUGAAAUAUCUCUGUUCCGAGCUUAUUUUUCGCAUUCCUCCCCAGCAUUUCAAGCCCUCCAAGCACAUGCUGCCACAACAAGAUCAACUCGAUCAAGCUACAACUUACAUUAAGAAAGUAAGAGAAAAAGUAGAGACAUUGAAAAGGAAAAUUCAAAUAGCACGAGGCACAAGGGAGAGCAAUAGCCCUAAGACAUCGAUGUCUACUUCCAUAAAAUCACCAGUAAUUGAAGUUAAAGAAUUGGGUCCAAGUCUAGAAGUGAUUUUGAUAAGUGGAUUGACAAAGAAUUUCACUUUGUAUGAAGUCAUAAGCAUUGCAGAGGAAGAGGGAGCUGAAGUUGUCUCCGCUAAUUUUUCUACAUUUGGCAAUAACGUUUUUCAUACAAUCCACGCUCAGGUGAAAGUUACGAGAUUAGGCAUGGAUGCUUCAAGGAUUUAUGGGAGGUUGCAAAAGCUAGUUGGAUAAAUUUACUUUCCAAGUUUCUUCCAUGAAGGGGCGGAGCUAGCCCAUGAGUUGCGGGUUCGGCCGAACCAGUAGUUUUGGUCCAAACUCUGUAUUAUCUUAUGAAAUAUAUUGAAUAUGUACUAAUUAUUGAUAUAGAACCUAGUAACUUAAAAGGAUUAGAACUCCGAACUCAUAACCUUCAAAUCUUGACUCCGCAUCUGCUUCCAUGGACAAAGAAACCAAGAACGAAAGAACAAUGUGUCGGGAUUUCAGUUAGAUUUCUUUCUUGGACAAGAGAAAAGGAAAUCAAGUUGGACCGCAAAGAAAAAUGAAGUCACGAAAUACCCUAGAACAUAUCAUAUAAAAGUUAAGAGAAAUUAUUUUUCAAGCUGUGUAAAGUGAGGA